AGCAGGCAGGACAGCCACACCUCAUGCGUGGGCUCAGCAAAGGUCCGAGUGGAUACGGGUCUGACAAACAUGGGUGUGCUCCAGCUCCACAAUCCCACUCACCCCAGCACGCUUCUGCAGCGGGCCAAUCAAAUGCGUCUGACCGGCACCUUGUGUGAUGUCAUCAUCACCGUGGACGGCCAGGAGUUCCCGGCGCACCGCACCGUCCUGGCCUGCACCAGUAAAAUGUUCGAGAUCUUGUUCCACCGCAGCAGCCUGCGCUACGCCCUGGACUUCCUGUCCCCCAAGACCUUCCAGCAGAUCCUGGAGUACGCCUACACCGCCUCGCUCCAGGCCACGGCCGAGGACCUCGAUGACCUGCUGUACGCCGCCGAGAUCCUGGAGAUCGAGUACCUGGAGGAGCAGUGCCUGAAGGUGCUGGAGACCAUCCAGGCAGAGGAGAGCGAGGAGGUGGCGGUGAGGAAUCACAGCUCCGGAGACCACAGUGACCACAGCCGGGCCAGGCACUGGAGGCACAUGUUGAUGUCCAAGAAGCAUUCCAUACAGGAUGGACCCAACCGCACCACUCCCACCGCUCUACACCACCUGGCGCUGUACCACAUGGAGAGGAGCUCUCCAGGUCCAGAACCCGAGGCGGCUCCUGAAUCGAGCCCUCAGCCGGACACGGAGGUCGACAUGGAGGGCUCCCAGCAGUCUGAGCGCCACGGUGCACAGUUAUCCCAGGCCUUGACCCUGGAUCUUGCCAGAAGUAUAAAAUCAGAGAACAUGCAGGUGGAUGAUGCCAACGGCUGCGAGGGUCGGUCCUCCAGCACUGGGGAGGGAAGCUGCAUGUCAGACCAGCCCAAAGACGAGGGCCCGGGGACGCCCCUGAGAGGCAGCGUGAUCACCAGCGCUCGAGAGCUGCACACAAGCCCCGAAGAUGGAGGACAAGUGGUGGGGAACUCUCUCGAUUGUUUCCCCGGGAUGGCCGAGAAACAUCUGGCCUCCAUAUACUCUGUGCCCACUAACCACACAGGAGAGGGGAUGCUGCCGGUGUCCGUUUCAGUUGCCCCAUCACUGGGCGUGCCGCUGGAUCCGAGGGCCUACGGCGGCCUGCUGCACCAAGGCUUGCUGCACAGGGAGCUCCUCAGCAGGCUGGGCCAGUUUGCAGCAGGGAUGAGGCACGAGAGCCAAUCUCAAGGCCAGCAGUGUUGUGGCGAGUGUGGGCUUCAGCUGCACAGCAGGCAGGCAAUGGAGCAGCACAGGAGGCUGCAUAACGAGGAGAAGGGCCACGGCUGUGAAUAUUGUGGCAAACACUUCCAGGACAGCAUGCGGCUACGGAUGCACAUGCUGUCUCACACAGGGAUGUGCCGUAGGCGGGAAGCGUCUGCUGUAGAGAGAACACCCAGUCCUUCUGUGGCCUCUCAGGCAGACAGUCUGCUCACUGUUCAGAGACUGAUAACAGGGCACGCUCCCGCAGAGGCGCUGGUGUGUGAUCAGUGUGGAGCAACAUUCUCCUCGGAGGAUGCUCUGGAAGCCCACAGGCAAACACACACAGGGACUGACAUGGCGUUGUUCUGUCUGCUGUGUGCAAAGCGCUUCCAGACCCAGAAGGCCCUGCAGCAGCACAUGGAGGUCCAUGCAGGCAUGCACAGCUACAUCUGUAGCCACUGUGAGCGCCCCUUCCCCAGCCACACCACCCUCAAAAGACACUUGCGCUCGCACACGGGCGAUCACCCGUUUGAGUGCGAAUUCUGCGGGAGCUGUUUCAGAGACGACGGCACGCUGAGGGGCCAUAAACGCAUCCACACAGGAGAGAAGCCUUAUGAGUGCAACGGCUGCGGGAAGAGGUUCAGCCUCAAACACCAGCUAGAAACACACUACCGCGUACAUACAGGUGAGAAGCCAUUCGAGUGUAAGCUGUGUCACCAACGGUCCAGAGACUACUCGGCUAUGAUCAAGCACCUGCGCACACACAACGGAGCGUCUCCGUACCAGUGCACCAUCUGCCAGGACUUCUGCCCGAGCCUGGCCGCCAUGCAGAAGCACAUGAAGGGCCACAAACCGGAGGACGUGCCGGCGGACUGGAGGAUAGAAAAGACUUACCUGUACGUCUGUUACGUCUGAGCUGGACUUGGACUCCACGCACAGUCUGACACACACACGCACACACACAGUCAUUGAAAACCUUGUAACUCCAGUGUCGCAGAUUUUUAAUGCUGAAAAGGUUACAUGUUUCUCUGUGGGGGGUUUUAAAAAAAGAAAAAUUCAGACUCUUUGUUUUGGAUGAACUGAAAAAAUGCUUUGUGGGAAGUUGUCGUUCUGGGAGUACAAGGUUUUUACCUGACAACAGAGACACGUAAGCACGAAUACAAAUGUGUGUACACACCACACUGGGGCUGCUACUAAUGAUUGGUUUCAUUAUCAAUUAGAAUAUUUUUUAC
Molecule: messenger RNA, 2423 nt
Organism: Larimichthys crocea (large yellow croaker)
Lineage: Eukaryota; Metazoa; Chordata; Actinopteri; Sciaenidae
Gene: zbtb16b
Product: zinc finger and BTB domain containing 16b
Exons: 7
Biological process (GO): regulation of transcription by RNA polymerase II
Molecular function (GO): DNA-binding transcription factor activity; RNA polymerase II cis-regulatory region sequence-specific DNA binding; protein binding
Source: RefSeq, a predicted model, not a curated record